This is a messenger RNA of Phyllostomus hastatus (greater spear-nosed bat), 2288 nucleotides long. It is a transcript of the gene ADAM32, whose product is annotated as ADAM metallopeptidase domain 32. Gene Ontology annotation, molecular function: metalloendopeptidase activity. The transcript is spliced from 24 exons. The coding region runs from base 1 to 2277 and encodes 758 amino acids. Gene Ontology annotation, biological process: cell adhesion; proteolysis; binding of sperm to zona pellucida. The record is from RefSeq and is a predicted model, not a curated record. Gene Ontology annotation, cellular component: plasma membrane. Lineage: Eukaryota; Metazoa; Chordata; Mammalia; Chiroptera; Phyllostomidae.
AUGUUCCGCCUAAUGAUGCUCUUUGCUGGUCUCUGUGGAUCGCUCGCGUCCAGACUCGGUUCUCAAAAUUCAUCUGUCCAGAUUAUAUUUCCAGAGAAAAUCCAAACAAAUACAAGUGAUAAUUCAGAACUAGAAAAUGAACAGAUAUCCUAUAUUAUUCCAAUUGAUGAGAAACCAUACAUUGUGCACCUGAGGCAAAGACUUUUUUUAGCUGAUAAUUUUAUGGUUUAUUUGUAUAAUCAAGGAUCUGUGAAUUCUCAUUCUUCAAAUAUUCAGACUCGCUGCUACUACCAAGGAUCUGUCGAAGGAUAUCCAAAUUCUAUUGUCACACUAAGCACGUGCUUGGGGCUGAGAGGAAUACUGCAAUUUGAAAAUGUUUCUUAUGGAAUUGAGCCUCUGGAAACUGAAGUUGAAUUUCAGCAUAUUCUUUAUAAAUUAAAGAAUGAAAACAUUAAAUUUGCAGUUCAUACUGAAAAUAACCGUGACAUAGGACAAAACCCAAUGGACUAUAACAUUUUCAUAAGUGAAAAAGUAGAAACAUCUGUUUCAGACUUAAUUCCUCUUUAUCUAGAAAUGCAUAUUGUGGUGGACAAAGUUUUGUAUGAUUUCUUGGGCUCUGAUAGCAUGGUAGUGACAAAUAAAGUCAUUGGAAUUAUUGGCCUUGUAAAUUCAGCAUUUGCCCAACUUAAAGUCACUAUUGUGCUGUCAUCACUGGAGUUGUGGUCAGAUAAAAAUAAGAUUUCUACAGUUGGCGAGGAAGAUGAAUUAUUGCGUAGAUUUUUAGAAUGGAAAAAAUCGUAUCUUACCCUAAGACCUCAUGAUAUUGCAUAUCUAUUCAUGUAUAGAGAUUAUCCAGAUUAUGUGGGAGCAACAUUUCCUGGAAAGAUGUGUGUUUCUAAUUAUUCUGCAGGGAUUGCUUUGUAUUCCGGGGAGAUAACUUUGGAGGCAUUUUCUGUGAUUGUCACCCAGAUGCUGGGACUCAGUCUGGGGAUAUCAUAUGAUAACCCAAAGAAAUGUCCAUGUUCAGGAGCCAUCUGUAUAAUGAAUCCAGAAGCUAUGCAAUCCAGUGGUGUGAAGACCUUUAGCAGUUGCAGUUUGAGUGACUUUAAACAUUUCAUUUCAAAUAUGGGUACCAAGUGUCUUCAGAAUAAACCACAAAUGCAAGUGGGUCCAGCAUCAAUCUGUGGCAACGGCAGAGUGGAGGCCCCUGAGGCCUGCGACUGUGGGACUGAGGAGCAAUGCGGACCCGCCAGCUGUUGCGAUCCCCAGACCUGUGUGCUGAAACAAGGAUCAGAAUGUGAUAGAGGGUCCUGCUGCCAAAACUGUAAAAUUGCUAAAGCAGGUUUGGUGUGUAGGCCGGCUGUGCAUCCCGACUGUGAUCUUCCUGAAUCUUGCAAUGGAAGCUCAGGAGAUUGUGUUCCUGAUGUGACUAUACUCAAUGGGCGUUCAUGUAAGACAAAGUACAUUUGUUAUGCGGGAGAUUGCCAUGACCUUGAUGCACGCUGUCAGUCCAUCUUUGGAAGAGGUUCAUCAAAUGCUCCAUUUGCCUGCUAUGAAGAAAUACAAUCUCAAAUUGAUAGGUUUGGGAACUGUGGUAAGCAGAGAGGCCAGUAUCUUUUCUGCCAAUGGAGGAAUCUCAUAUGUGGAAGGUUAAUUUGUACCUACCCUACUCGAACUCCUUUCUAUCAAGACAAUGUCGCUGUGCUCUACGCUUAUGUACGCAACGUCAUAUGCAUAACCUUGGACUACAGUCUGCACGGCUUGCUUACAGACCCAAUGGUGAUCAAGGAUGGCUCUCAAUGUGAUAAUGAGAGGGUUUGUGUCAAUCGUGAAUGUGUAGAAUCGAGGAUACUUAAGAGUGCGUUCCAUAAUUGUUCAGCAAAGUGCAGUGGACAUGGAGUGUGCACUUCCGAGAAGCACUGCCUGUGUGAUAAGGGCUGGACCAGCUCCACCUGCAACCAGAAGUCCAGAGAGGCCGACACCCUCACUGCAGGUUUAAUCAUGAAAAGACCUUUUUGGAAAUCUGAAAAGAGCCGGUGGCUUCUAGGUUUCUACGUCGCUUUUACUGUUCUUGUCGUAGCAACCGUAAUAGCUGUUUCACGGAAUCAACUGAAAAAGUGGUUCACCAAGGAAGAGGAAUCCCUAAGUAGCGAAUCAGAAAGCAGCAUUCACACAUAUACCACCACCAAAUCCAGAUCAGAAAGCAGUAGCCAAACGGAUAUUGUCAGAUCCAGCUCAGAAAGGAGUUCCCAAAUGUAUACCAGCAGAUCCGAAUGACAGGAAACUAC